This is a messenger RNA of Carcharodon carcharias (great white shark), 877 nucleotides long. RefSeq names its product endothelial differentiation-related factor 1 (gene edf1). The transcript is spliced from 5 exons. The coding region runs from base 66 to 512 and encodes 148 amino acids. Lineage: Eukaryota; Metazoa; Chordata; Chondrichthyes; Lamniformes; Lamnidae. Gene Ontology annotation, molecular function: DNA binding. The record is from RefSeq and is a predicted model, not a curated record. Gene Ontology annotation, cellular component: nucleus.
UGUCCAUGUUUGAAUAAAGUUGGAUUGAGAGGCGGGUCCACAGCUGCGCAGUGAGCAGAGGGAAGAUGGCGGAGAGUGACUGGGACACGGUGACGGUGCUGAGGAAGAAAGGGCCGAGCGCAGCGCAGGCCAAGAGCAAGCAGGCAGUCACAUUGGCACAACGCAGAGGAGAUGAUGUGGAGACUACAAAGAAAUGGUCUGCAGGACAAAACAAGCAACACACAAUCACCAAGAACACUGCAAAACUGGACCGGGAAACUGAAGAGCUGCAUCAUGAGCGAGUGUCACUUACUGUUGGCAAACUGAUCCAGCAGGGCCGACAGAAUCUGGGAAUGAAUCAAAAGGAACUGGCCACAAGAAUCAGCGAAAAGCCCCAGGUCAUUGCUGAUUAUGAAUGUGGGAAAGCCAUACCCAACAACCAGGUUCUUGGCAAGAUUGAAAGAGUACUCGGCCUCAAGCUACGUGGGAAGGAUAUUGGACAACCCCUGGACAAGGGGCCAAAGAAAAAAUGAGAACAAAGCCUCGAAAUCAGUUCUCCCUUUGAACUGGUCUCCCCUGGCUUUUUUCACAAGUCAGAAUGACAUAUUGCCAAGCUAAAUACGGAAAGGAUUGUGACCUGCCCCAGCUGAGUAACUCUAAUUGAUCUGCUGCCGGCAUUCUGUUUCACCCAAAGAGAAGCUUAGUUUCCGAUUCCCAGGCAUGGUUUUGAAUGCGAUUAAUCUGUAACCAGGGACAGAAGUGUGAAAACUUUAUUUGUGUUAAAUCCCCAUUCCACAACUGCACCGUUGACUGGGUGCAUAUAUUAUUUCCUCUCGCUUUCUCUCUUCUUUCCCUUCUCCCUGUAAGUUCUUGUAGAAAUAAAGUUUAAGCCUUUGGA